Molecule: messenger RNA, 588 nt
Organism: Eimeria maxima
Lineage: Eukaryota; Apicomplexa; Conoidasida; Eucoccidiorida; Eimeriidae
Product: DNA gyrase subunit A, putative
Exons: 5
Coding region: 1-588 (195 amino acids)
Biological process (GO): DNA topological change
Cellular component (GO): DNA topoisomerase type II (double strand cut, ATP-hydrolyzing) complex
Molecular function (GO): DNA topoisomerase type II (double strand cut, ATP-hydrolyzing) activity; DNA binding; ATP binding
Source: RefSeq, a predicted model, not a curated record
AUGCUCUUGUUAGGUCAGCAGCAGCAGCAGCAGCAGCAGCAGCAGCAAGAGCAGCAGCAGCAGAUGGCUCAACCUUUUGUAUCCCAUUUACCUCUGAUUGAAGGACACGGCAACUUUGGAUCUGUUGAUGGUGACCCUGCAGCUGCCAUGAGAUAUACAGAAUGUAGAUUAUCCUCUUUCUGUCAAGAAGUAUUACUGAAGGAUUUGAAUACCGCCGCAUGCAAUUUUAAACCAAACUUUGAUGCAACAGAGGUAGAGCCUGAAUGUUUACCUGCUCGUCUUCCUCUAUUAUUAAUCCAAGGAACAACAGGAGUAGCUGUUGGUUUAUCUACGAAUCUUCCUCCGCAUAAUCUUAGCGAAGUUAUUUCUGCUUGUAUUGCACUCAUCGAGGAGGUAAUAGAGGAAUGGAUAAAAUGGCGAUAUAAGGCAAUGCAUGCACGAGCAGAAGAAGAGCAGCAGCAGCUGCAGCAGCAGCAGCAGCUGCUGCAUGCAACAAUAACAGCAGCAAAAUACCCUAAAGAAAUUGCUGAUUUGCUGCAGCGCAGCAAAGAUGCAGCAGAAGCAACAAGACUACUACAAGGUAUAUAA